AUGUCUAGCCUGUAUGCAGGGGUGGGGAUAUCGGCUGGUAUCUACUGUAUGUCUAGCCUGUAUCCAGAGGUGGAGAUAUCGACUGGUAUCUACUGUAUGUCAAGUCUGUAUGCAGGUGUGGAGAUAUCGGCUGGUAUCUACUGUAUGUCUAGUCUGUAUGCAGGGGUGGAGAUAUCUGCUGGUAUCUACUGUAUGUCUAGCCUGUAUCCAGGGGUGGAGAUAUCGGCUGGUAUCUACUGUAUGUCUAGUCUGUAUGCAGGUGUGGGGAUAUCGGCUGGUAUCUACUGUAUGUCUAGCCUGUAUCCAGGGGUGGAGAUAUCGGCUGGUAUCUACUGUAUGUCUAGUCUAUAUGCAGGGGUGGAGAUAUCGGCUGGUAUCUACUGCAUGUCUAGUCAGUAUGCAGGGGUGGAGAUAUCAGCUGGUAUCUACUGUACGUCGAGUCUGUAUGCAGGUGUGGGGAUAUCGGCUGGUAUCUACUGUACGUCUAGCCUGUAUGCAGGGUUGGGGAUUUCGACUGGUAUCUACUGUACGUCCAGCCUGUAUGCAAGGGUGGGGAUAUCGGCUGAAGUCUACUGUACAUCCCGCCUGUAUGCAGGGGUUGGGAUAUCGGCUGAUGUCUACUGUACGUCUAGUCUGUAUUCAGGAGAAUAUCGGCAGGUAUCUCAU
This is a messenger RNA of Saccoglossus kowalevskii, 666 nucleotides long. RefSeq names its product mucin-19-like. Lineage: Eukaryota; Metazoa; Hemichordata; Enteropneusta; Harrimaniidae. The record is from RefSeq and is a predicted model, not a curated record.